AGAUAUUAACACUUUAAUAUUUCACUGAUUACGAAUAAAUUAAAUUUCCUGCUCACAAGAAAAACCAAAAUCUACAUGAAUAAAAUCGUGCACUACUUAUGACCGAUUUGGCAGGCUUCUUAAUCAUUCAGAGUUUCUUUCCCAGCUCUGUGUUGUUCAAAAUGUUAAAAACAUGCAACAGCUGAGCUAAAGCUUUGAGAAUGAAGUUACCAUAAUUUUACACAACAAUAACUGUUGCGGUGACAUUUAGUGUGCAAUUUAACUCAAGUAGGUAGAUUAGGUAUGGUUUUUUUAAUUAGUGGGAAGUUUAAAUUUAGGCAUUGAAAAACGUUACUAGGUAUCUUGGUUAGGAGUUACCUACUUUCAAUAAUUUUUGUUGCAUGAAUCCUGUUCUACGUGAAAUUUUGAUGAAAAAACAAACAUCAAACUUUAAUUCACACCGUGUCUAGUGGUCUAUUUUGUAGCAUACCCAGCAAAUCUUAGACGUACCUCCUUAUCAAUUAAGUCUUGACUGAUGAAACAAUUGAAGUUUUCCAUUGAGUGACAAUCAUUGAAACAAUGUUUACCUAUUUCUAGAUGUUGAUCUUACUGAUGAUGAAGCAGUGAAAGCUUAUGUCAAGAGCUGUAUUGACAAUAAGGAAAAAAUAGAGCUGAUAGUUUGGGCCAAGCAUUUCCUGACUAAGCCGCAGGAUCGGAUCCCGCUGCUUACAACAAUGUAUGAGGAACGUUAUCGCUAUAACUCUCGCCAUUACAACUUUCUGCAGCCAUCACAAAUUAAUGGGAUGACUCUGAAAUAUUUUGGUAUUCCCAACAUUUGUGGCGAAGUCUCAAGACAUUUCCUGUCAUCGCACUCUGAUCUGGACAAACUUUUGAAGAAUGCCAAAAAAAGACAAAAUAAGAGAACAGCAGAGAAGAAAAGAGAAUUUCAUCGAACUUUCCAAAACUUUGUCCCCGACUUUGGUUUUGAUAAAGAACAAGAGGGAGCAAGAGAGGAGGAGUUUAUGGCGGAGUGCUCCACACUCACUCAACAAUCUGAUGAUAGUGAUGACUGGAUGUCUUCUUCUGUGUCAACAAAGUUACGACCUGAUGAUGAUUCUUCAAAAAGAACAGCAGAAAAUGGUAUGAAUGCACCAAAGAUAUUCCCAUCCUUUAGCUAUCGGCAACAUCGGGAAAGCCAAAAAACCCUUCCUAUGAGGAACCAACAUCUUCCUCAGAAUGUUACACAAGAUACUUGUAACAAUCAUUUACUCAAUAAUGUCUCAGAAAAGACAACAAAUAAACAAAAGGCCAGAGGCGGGGUUUUAAAGACCCUCUACAGCAGUCCUCAGAGUAUAGAUUCCGUAUCAGAGGUUGAAACAGUUUCUAAAACAUGCAAUCAAGACUUUGAUGUUGCUCAAACGCAAGCCUCGUCAAGCACACUUUUGACCGAGGAUGAAGGUUUGCAUAAAUACAGGAAGCAAUUGAGAAAAAUAGGUGGACAACAAAACCACACUUCUCAAAAUCAGGAAUUCCAAAAACCAUUACAUCCAGCACCUAUAAAGCGAAAAUCUUCCAUCAAGAUAAAUGCAAAGAGAGGAGACCAUUUGCAGCCUUUUGCCACAAACUCAAGUACAGGACGUAAUAUUUUAACUGAAAAAUUUGACGAAAACGAAUUGGUAGUGGAUAAAAAAGUUGUCACAACAAACUUCAGAAAAACGGUGCAUUUCCAGGAAGAUACAUUUGAACCAAAAGCUGAAGAAACGAUGUGUGAGCUCUCCAGAAUGCAAAUUAAAGAGACUGGAAAAAUUCACCAACAAAUUAAAAACAAAGAUGAAAACAUUCAGCCACAGAUAAGGAAAAUUGUGCAAAAUAUUCCUCCUCCCACUGAAGAUACUGAUUUUGAUAAGAAGGCUUUGAAUACUGAUUUAAAGGGGAACUGCUUGAAACAAAGUGCAAACAACAGAGAAUUUAAUGAUUGGGCAACUAUUACAACAGAAGAGGACAGUUCUGAUGCAUCAAACUCGAGCAGUGAAGAUGUCAAUAAAGUAGAUAAAACGAUACAGUUGCCACAGUUUGGUAUUGAUAUACUAUCCGAUUUGCAAACAACCGAGACCAACAGUCAGAACAUCAAAUAUUCAGCAACAUCUGGAGCUAAUGAACAAUGUAAUUUGAAUUUCACUGCUCCACAAGAUCACUCCUCUACAGUUGAGAAUCAGAACAGCCAAGAAUGUUAUGAAACAAGGCAGGCCCCUAAAUUUGAUGGCGCAAUUGCUGGUAUGGCUAGAGGCAACGAAACUAGUUCGAUUGUUAUGUCAGAGACUGAUGAUGACAUGGCAUCAGACUUGAACUACGAUGUCAAUCUUCCAGGAGGUCAAGAUACUUAUAUUUUGGAGUCAGACGUUAGAAGAAUGACACGAAACAUGCCUAUCUCCGUAUCUGACCAUAAAGUUGCUGAUACAGUCAAGAAUAACAAAACUGGUUCAACCAUCAUGUCAGAAAGUAGCGAUGACACGGAAUCAGAAUUAAGUUGCAACAUCAACAACAUUUCUAGAACAAAUGGUCGCAUUCUUUCAGAAUCAUCUGAUCUUUCCAGUCCAGCCACUGAUUCAUCUUCGAGUCUUGAUUCGAGUUCCAUCAUAGAUACCAGUCAAAACAUGAUGGCAAAAUGUGAUAAUAAAGAUGGGAAUCUUCCAGGAGGUCAAGCUACUUAUAUUUUGGAGUCAGAUGUUAGGGGAAUGACACGAAACAUGCCUAUCUCCGUAUCUGACCAUAAAGUUGCUGAUACGGUCAAAAAUAACAAAACUGGUUCAAACGUCAUGUCAGAGAGUGGCGAUGACACGAAAUCAGAAUUAAGUUACAACAUCAACAAAGUUCCUAGAACAAAUGGUCGCAUUCUUUCAGAAUCAUCUGAUCUCUCUAGUCCAGCCACUGAUUCAUCUUCGAGUAUUGAUUCGACUACCAUCAUAGAUACCAGUCAAAAUACGGUGGCAAAAUGUGAUAAUAAAAAUGGGAAUACAACUUCUGUUCAGACGGAACAAAUAAACUCUCAACAUGCUCUCAGAGGAGUAGAUCAAUAUACUGUAACUUUUCAGAUAUUAGAUGCAAAGAAUGAAGAUCACCGACCAUUAGAAGAAAAUUCUACUUUUAAGAGGGAUGAUUCAAGGUUAGAGAAUGCACUUAUACCAGAUAUGCAGCGACAGGAAUUGACACUACAUGACCCCUUUGAAGCAGAACGGGUUAAAAGAAGUCCUACAGAAGAGAAAUCUCCCACCUCGACAAGUUCUCCAGAUUCUUCUCUGAUGGUUACAAAAUUUAAGGCCCUUGAACCCCCAUCAAACCUUUAUGAAACUCAGUCAACACUUGUAUCUGAGUCAGAUGAGUCAUCAGUUCCAGAUCAAAUCAUUUCCAGCAGCAGUGAGGGCAGCACGAUAAAACUCAUGUCUGAUGAUAGUAAGUCACUUACCUCCGAGGAGGGAAUUAUUCCUAGGCCCCUGUCGGAAAAAUCUACACUUCUACGAGCUACUAAUUUACCUUCAAACUUUCCCAAAACUAGAGAUUUUUCAAUUUUUCAACAAGGUCCUCCCAAUUUACCAUCUUUCCCAGAGCAGGAUCAGAAAAAUUGCUCUCCAAUUCGAAAUUUGACCAAACCUAAGGCUCCUGAAGAGCAGACUGAAAGUGAUGGAAGCCAAACGACAAGUGUUUCCACAUCAAAUCAGUCAUCCGCUCUUGAUCAAAGUGUUACCGAUGAGGGCAGAGAUAUAAACCGUCAACGUGAUACUAUCCAGUCGAUUGUUCCUCAUACAGACAUUACUUUUAAGGGCAAGCCUGGUGAAAGAACACCUCGACAUGGUUUGAUUGGUUAUUCAUCAUCCAACUCUGAUGAAAGCGAUAUUGGUAGCAUAUCGUUCAUGACAGCAAAACAAAGCAGAGGAGCUGACUUAAAAAUGAAAACAUCCUCUCUACAGGUGGAUCGUUCAAAAUUCAAAGAUUCUCUCGACUCAAUGUCUUCAGAAAACAUUAUCACAGAUUUUUCUCUGAAUGAAAGUUCAUCAGACUAUCAAACCCCCAAACGCAAAUUUGAAUUUGAAAAUGUUCAUGAUUUAACUGUGCCACAAAAUAGGAGAGUAAAAAGAGAGGGAGCAUCUUCUAGUUCAACAACAUCAUCAGAGCAAAUUCUUUCAAAUUUCUCCCUGCUUCAAAGGGCAACAAGCACCCCAGACCAGACUACUAGAGGACAAAAAACCUCUGAAGAUAUCAAUGAUCAGACACCACCUUCAAGUAUAUUGAGUUCUCUCAAUAAGAUGUUAGGAAUAGAAUCUUCAACUCUUAUGAGUAAAAAGAAAAAUGUUGAUAGAAAUGGCACGCAUCUGGCAGGAUUCGAAAGUACUCUAUCUCCUGUGGUUUCAGAAAAAAGCUUCUUCAAAUCUUUGGGAGCGGAAACAGACUUUGAAGAUUUUGAUAAUGUUAUCAACAGCCAAAUUAGCCGAGAGGCUUUGAAUAGCCAUCAUUCAGAGAGGAAUGCACAAAUAAAUAAAACAGUGCAACAAAAUAAAAAGAAAUUUGAGGUGUUUAGUCCAGAGACUGAGAGUAGCUCUUCUUCCAAAGGCUCAGAAAAUUGGCACAACUCCUCCACAACAUUGGUAGAGAAAGAGCAAAGAACUUUUGACGCAUCAGAAAAGGAUGCCUCAAGCGACGAUAGAGAAUCAAUUUCGUCAUUUGUAUCAUCAAUCACUGAUCAAGCGAGAGUCUCCAAGUUGCAGCAAACGGCCAAACAAGAUGAUCCUUUUGAGAAAUUUUAUGAGAAAAAUUACCAAAAACUAAAAAUGGAUGCAUUAGAAGAGCAUAGAGAUGAGGAUAAUGUGAGAAAGAAUUUUGAGAUGCUGAGUGUAGAGACUGAGAGUAGCUCUUCUUCCAAAGGCUCAGAAAAUUGGCACAACUCCUCCACAACAUUGGUAGAGAAAGAGCAAAGAACUUUUGACGCAUCAGAUAAGGAUGCCUCAAGCGACGAUAGAGAAUCAAUUUCGUCAUUUGUUUCAUCAAUCACUGAUCAAGCGAGAGUCUCCAAGUUGCAGCAAACGGCCAAACAAGAUGAUCCUUUUGAGAAAUUUUAUGAGAAAAAUUACCAAAAACUAAAAAUGGAUGCAUUAGAAGAGCAUAGAGAUGAGGAUAAUGUGAUAAAGUUGUAUGAAAACUUACGAAAAGGAUUUUCUUCAGGAUACACUAACUCAGCUGCUAAUAUUCCUAGACAUAAUAUUCAGGAAGAAGAGGAAAACUCACUUUUCUCUUUAAGUGAUUCGACAGAAACAAAACAGCUCAAAAAGAGAAAAUAUUCUACGAACAAGAACAUAAUCAAUGAUGGUCAAUUUAAAGGCAUAAAGAAAAAUUCUCACCGUCACCCAAUGGAUUGUGAACCGGCAGGGACAUCAAAGAUUGUUAAGGAAAAAGAUAGUGAUGAACUUGUUUUUGCAGACGUUAAAAGUCCUAUUGAUACAAGCAACUCCACAUCGACUGGAUCUUCCAACAUGCAAGAUAUAUUUAGUCCUGAACAUUUUAAAGAACUGAAAAAUGAAUUUUCAAAUAAAGAUGCUAUUACAAAACUGUAUGAAAAAGAAAAAACUCGACACUUUUCCAGUAGUUCAAGUUCUUUGAAGAACUCUCAGUCACUUUCCUCCCUUACAUUCAGCGAUGAUAGUAAGAGUCAAAAAAGAAAGAGAGUAAGAAGGCGGCCGUUGAGGGAAAGGAACACUUCCUUCAAAAGAGAAGAUACCUCAAGUGGAACUAACUAAAUGAAUCCUCCUUUAAUAGUGGUGUUCAGAUAAUUUUAGAUGUAACACAUUUUUUUUUUAAAAUCUAUUUGUUAAAUCAACUUAAGCUUACAAAAGGACACAAAUCUAUGGUGUAGCUUUUGUGAAAACAUUAAGUUUCCAUUCUUCUUCUCAAAAUUUGUAAAUUUUAGUAUUCAUGUCUUCAAAAUCGAAAAAAUUGAUACAACUUAACAACAUUAUGCCACAGAGGAAUGAUUCUAUUCACAAAAAACAAAAAAAUGCGUAGUAACGAAAUCGUUACACCAGGCCAUAGAGGGUUAACUUAUCUACAUCUCGUACAGUUGGAUUGCAUUUUGCAAAAAGGAACC
Bemisia tabaci is the source of this 6112-nucleotide messenger RNA. The record is from RefSeq and is a predicted model, not a curated record. Lineage: Eukaryota; Metazoa; Arthropoda; Insecta; Hemiptera; Aleyrodidae.